AUCUAACCUUUCAAAUUUUUAGUCCCACAAUAUUUCAUUUUUUUAUGAGGCCAAAAACUAUCCAUGUUUUCUUCUUUUCUCCCUCUCUUAUUUCCCACCUCUGAGUUUCCAUGUGAUUGUAGUAGCAGUAUAUCAAACUUCCCCCAAAUCUCUCUUCUCUUUCUCUACUGGCAGCCAUAGAUGAAGCUUCAAGCUCAGCCGAUAGGUACUCACUACAAUCCUUGUUUACUCCAUUGCCGUUAUCUUUCGACGGAUAAUUCUCAACUUCCGGUAAAAAAUCAUGUGUUUAGGAGAAAUUCAACCAAUAAUUUCCGGAUAUCAGUUCGUCAUUCCGUUGAUAAUGAGAAUUCCGAGAAAGUUAGCCACGGAAGAAGAGCUAUUAUUCUCACUCCAUUGGUAGCAGUUGGAGUUAGUUUUCUUCGAUCGGCGGUGGUUAAGGCGGAUGAGAAGCUUCCAGAAUCUGUGGUUGUUGCUCAUCCGGUGGAGAAGGUGGAGGAGAAGAUAGAGGAGAUAUCGUCUAGGAUUUACGAUGCUACGUCAAUUGGAGAACCUUUGGCGGUCGGAAAGGAUAAGAGUAAAGUUUGGGAGAAGGUGAUGAAUGCGAGAGUUGUUUAUUUAGGUGAAGCGGAGCAGGUUCCGAUUCGCGAUGAUAAGGAAUUGGAGCUGGAAAUUGUUAAGAGUUUAAGGAAGAGAUGUGUUGAUAGUAAUAGAAGUUUAUCUUUAGCACUCGAAGCGUUUCCAUAUGAACUGCAGGAGCAGCUUGAUCAGUUUAUGGAUAGAAGGAUUGAUGGGGACACCUUGAGGAAAUAUACAACACACUGGCCACCUGAACGAUGGCAAGAAUAUGAGGCUCUUUUAAACUACUGCCGUGAUAAUUCUAUUCGCCUGGUUGCUUGUGGUGCUCCACUUGAGGUGAUGAGGACCGUCCAAGCUGAAGGCAUUCGUGGGCUUUCAGAAGCUGAUCGUAAAAAGUACACUCCUCCUGCUGGCUCAGGAUUUAUAUCGGGCGUUAAUGCCUUUUCUCGUAAAGCAUCGAAAGAAUCAAUAUCUUUAAAUGAGGCAUUAACUUUUGGUCCAAGCUCGUAUCUCACAGUACAAGCUAAGGUGGUUGAGGAUUAUAAUAUGGCUCAGGCCAUUCUGCAAGCAGUGGUAGAAGGAGGACCUUCUGGUUUGCUCGUUGUUAUCACAGGUGCUAGUCAUGUCAUGUAUGGACCUCGAGGCACUGGGAUUCCAGCAAGAAUAUCAAAGAAGAUGCAAAAGAAGAACCAAGUUGUCAUACUACUCAAUCCUGAAAGGCAAUCUAUGAGAAGAGAGGGAGAAGUUCCUGUGGCUGAUUUCUUGUGGUAUUCUGCUGCUAGACCAUGCAGUAGGAAUUGUUUUGAUCGAGCUGAAAUUGCACGUGUAAUGAAUGCUGCUGGCAGGAGAAAAGACGCUCUUCCUCAGGACCUUCAGAAAGGGCUUGAUCUUGGUCUUGUGUCUCCAGAGGUGCUACAAAACUUCUUUGAUUUGGAACAAUAUCCUCUCAUAUCUGAACUUACUCAUCGGUUCCAGGGUUUCAGAGAAAGGCUGUUAGCAGAUCCUAAAUUUUUGAACAGAUUAGCUAUUGAAGAACUAAUAUCAAUGACGACAACUUUGGCGGCACAGUAUGAGAAACGCAAAGAAAACUUUUUCCUGGAACUUGACUAUGUCAUUACUGACACUGUCAGGGGUGCUGUAGUUGAUUUUUUUACUGUGUGGCUUCCAGCCCCUACUCUUUCUUUCUUAUCUUUUAGUGAUGAGAUGGGUAUGUCUGACAGUAUGGAUUCUAUUAAGGGUUUGCUGGGAUCCAUCCCAGACAAUGCUUUUCAAAAAAGUCCUGUUGGGAAGAACUGGAAUCUGACACAUCGGCUUGCAUCAGUACUAUUUGGUGGGCUGAAACUGGCUGGAGUUGGGUUUGUGUCUAGCAUUGGUGCUGUUGCUUCUUCAAAUAUGCUAUAUUCUUUCCGUAAAUUCCUCAAUCCAUCUCUGGUCACAGACCAAAAGAUCAAAAGAUCACCUAUUCUCAAAACUGCUGUUGUAUACAGUAGCUUUCUUGGAAUAUCAGCAAAUAUACGGUAUCAGAUUAUUGCAGGUGUGAUUGAACAUCGAAUAUCCGAGCUUCUUCCCUCUCAAACAUUGCUUAUAAAUAUGCUAUCUUUUUGUGCAAGGGUGGUCAAUUCCUAUUGGGGCACCCAGCAAUGGAUUGAUUUGGCUCGUUAUACGGGGCUGCAAACUCGCAAGACUGAGUCAUCUCUUGAUGCUUCUGAUUCAGUUGAAGUUUCUCCCAUCAAAUGCAAUGGCUCAGAUGAGACCAACGUCAAUGACAUUAACAAUCAGUGAGCUCCCAUUUUAUCGAUUAAUUAUUGUAUUUGUAUGUAAUUUCUCGUGCGUAUAGCAACAUAUAUAGAAAAACAUAGAUCUUUCAAGAAGGCAAUCAUUUUUUCUUCUUAGUUUAGGACAAGAUCACAAUAGGGAAGUAGAUUGGUGAAUAUAGUUCCCUGCAUACGGAAACAACAUAUUUUUGUAAAGCCUACUUUUGCUGCUGAAAUAACAGUUUUUGCUUGCACA
Molecule: messenger RNA, 2586 nt
Organism: Amaranthus tricolor (Joseph's coat)
Lineage: Eukaryota; Viridiplantae; Streptophyta; Magnoliopsida; Caryophyllales; Amaranthaceae
Product: protein RETICULATA-RELATED 6, chloroplastic-like
Exons: 7
Coding region: 181-2358 (725 amino acids)
Source: RefSeq, a predicted model, not a curated record